AUGUAUUUUUUCCUGGCUUGCCUAUCUUUAUUAGAUGUCUGUUAUUCUUCGGUUACUCUUCCAGCCAUGUUGGCCAAUGCCAUAACAGGCAACAGGAAGAUUUCCUUCAAUGGAUGUCUUACACAACUCUAUUUCUUUGUCUGCUUUGGAGGAACAGAAUGUCUUUUUCUAACUGUCAUGGCUUAUGACCGAUACGUGGCCAUAUGUAACCCGCUCCACUACACUACCACAAUGAAUAAGAAGGUCUGUUCAUACCUUGUGGUGGCAUGCUGGUUCAGCGGAAUGAUGAACGCUAUGUUUCAUACCACAAUGACCUGGAAACUAACGUUUUGUGGAGCCCGACAUAUCAGGCACUACUUUUGUGAUGUUCUUCCAUUGUUACAAGCAGCUUGUAGUGAUAUAUAUGAUAGUCAGGUGCUAUUACACGUUGUAACGUUUUUUAUUGGGAUAACGCCAUUCAUACUUGUCACGCAUUCAUACAUCCGUAUAAUUUCCACCAUACUGAAAAUCCGUUCCACUGCAAGAAGGCAGAAAGUCUUCUCCACAUGUUCAUCCCACCUCAUUGUUGUCACAGUGUUUUACUCAACUGCCAUCUUCAAUUAUAACGGUCCAAACUCUGGAGAUUCCUUUGUGUUUGUCCGAAUGGCUUCUCUUCUUUACAGUAUUGUUCCUCCAUUGCUGAACCCGGUUGUUUACUGUCUGAGAAAUAAGGAGGUGAAGAGAGCCUUGAGGGAUGUUCUUACUAAAUUAUAUAUCUUGUUUAAACUAUAA
This is a messenger RNA of Staurois parvus, 771 nucleotides long. The record is from the annotation of a GenBank genome assembly. NCBI's taxonomy places the organism in Eukaryota, Metazoa, Chordata, Amphibia, Anura, Ranidae.